CUGAACGACAACCUGGAAGUACAAACUACGUCAGUAAGUCGUUGAUUUCACGUUCACAUUGGAUUAGAUUUAAAAUGUUUAAUAAAAAGCCUCGCAGAAAUUUCAGACAAAGGAAAAAUGAAUCCAGCGAUGAAGAUGAGAAUGAAAAGCACAGCGGUGGUGAUGCCGGAAAGGAAACGGAGAAAGCGGAUUCAAAAGCGGAUUUGCCGCGAAAGAACGUUUGUCCGAAGGCUCGCGAGUGCGACUCUAGUGACGCUGAGGAGCGCUCAGUCACCGCACUCCAGUCCAAAGACACAAAACACCAGUCAAAGAACAAUACACUCAGCUUUCUGGAUGAAAAAGACUCCACCGAGGAAAGGUUUACAGUGAAACGUUCAGUCAACAGUGAAGUUGUGUUCCAGGCUCGGAAGAAAGAAGGUCCUCCUGCACCGUUAACAGGCUAUCAGGUUAAGGAGAGUAAGGAUGUCAGUGUGGAAUCUGACAGUGAUUCUGAUUCCUCGUUUGAAGACAUUCCUCCUGACAGCGAUGAAGGAAGCUUUUCUACCAUGUCGAGUUCAUCUGGUUCUUCAAAACCACAAAAAGUCAUCAUUCCUGAUGCAAAAAAGAUUCAUGCUGCCAAAGAGAAAAGGAGACAAGCCAGAGCCCAGCAAGAUUACAUUUCACUGGAUUCACCCUGCACUCCUGGAAGCCUACAGGAAGAAGAUCCGAGCAAUGGAGAACAAGACGGUGACAAUGAGCUGGACGAUCAUGAGCGCAGAAUCGACUUUGCACCCAAACCUAAGACUCUGAGAGAGCGAAUGGCUGAGAAGAUGGGGAGUGAUAGUGAUGAGAGUUUUUCUGACAGCCAGGAAGAGGAAGACCAGCAGAUUUGGGAAGAACAGCAAAUUGGAAAAGGAGUCAAAAGACACCAAAAGGAGUGGCAGGCUCCAAGACCUGCCCGACAGAAGAAAAUGGACAUCCCCGAAACACUUCCACCAGUCAGCAUUGAUGUCAUUAAGAAGAGAAUCGUUGUAAAAUUAGAUUCACUGAGGGAGGUGCACCGGGCGCGGGAAGCAGAGCUGAGGAGGAUGCAGCUGGAUAUGGAAAUGGCCAAGAGCUCAUUGGAGAGCCUUGAAAACCAUGCUGUAGAUGAGCAGCUGCGGUUCUACCGUACCAUGAAUGUCUUCUCACGAAACCUUCUGGAAUGCCUGUCUGAGAAGAUGGCUUUAAUAAACUCUGUUGAGUUGGACAUGCACAGUCUCUAUAUUGACCAGGCAGAGGCGCUGAUGAGUCAGAGAAGAGAAGCACUACAGGAGGAGUCUUCACAGAUUCAGAAGUUAACCUAUAACACUGAUUCACACAGCAAUGGUGACACAACAGGAGUCUCUAACCCAAUUUGGCAGAGCUUGUCUGAAGAAGACAUUGGGUGUGUGCCGUGUGACUGGGAACCGACGGCUGAGCAGCAGGCAGAGCUACUAAGUAAAAGAGAUAAUCUACUGAAAAAGGCACAGGAAGUGUUUGCAGAUGUUCAAUCGGACUUCUGGGAUGUGAAAAAAAUCCUCUCUAGAUUUGAUGAGUGGCGUGUCUCCUUUCAGGAAUCUUACAGUAAUGCAUACAUUGGCCUAUGCAUCCCAAAACUCCUGGCACCACUGAUCCGACACCAGCUUAUUGGCUGGAAUCCUCUUCAGGCAGAUGAAGACUUUGAGGCAUUGCCGUGGUAUUCUGCUGUUGAGAGGUUCUGUCACGGUCAGGGUUAUGAGGAAUCGGAGAACAUGGAUAAGACAACACUGCCUUCCAUAAUUGAGAAGACAAUCCUCUCUAAAGUUCAAGGUUUCGUGGAGCUGGUGUGGGACCCUCUUUCUGCACAGCAGUCUCAAACCCUCACGACACUUUGUAAGAGAAUACAGGAUGAUUAUUCUGUAUUUGAUGGUGAACAAAGCAAACCUGUCAAGGCUUUUGUAGAAGCAGUUAUCCAGAGGUUAAGGAGUGCAGUAGACAAUGACAUCUUUCUCCCGCUGUACCCAAAAAAGUUUUUAGAGGAUAAACGGUCCCCACAGUUCCUGUUUCAGAACAAACAGUUUUGGUCAGCAGUGAAGUUGCUUGGUAACAUGGCAUUAUGGGAUGCUUUGAUUCCUGAACAUAUUCUCAAAGAGCUGAUGUUGGAGAAACUUCUCAACCGUUACUUGAUGAUAACUGUUCUUAACGAAUCCGAUCCAAAACACACCAUCCAGAAAUGCAAAAAGAUUGCAGGUUGUUUUCCAGAAUCAUGGUUUACUGAUGUGAACACUGGAUCGUCGCUACCUCAGCUGCAGAACUUCAGCAAACAUCUUCUUCAGACCGCUCAUGCCUUAUUUAAGCACAACAGUGACACCAGCAGCACUCGGACACUUUUAUCUGAUGUGCUGUUUGUCCUGAAGAACAUAAAGGCACAUGACAGUAUUAGGACUAUAACAGAAAAGUAUCAUUGUGAGGAUCUGUUAAAAACUCUCCAGUAGCAGCCAUCUUGUGUCGGCAGCAUGUUUUUGUAUGUUUUUAAGGUGUGAAGUCACUUUGAUAUAUGUAUGUGGAGUGAAUAAAAUGUUUUAUUUUGGUCCACAUGGUUUUCAUUUUCCUUUACCUUGGUCCGAACUGUAAUUUAUUCCUGUCAGGAAAAAAUGAAAUAUUUUACUAUUCCUAAAUGUCGUUAUUUUUAUGAAAUGAUAUAUGGUUCUCAUUGUACUUGUUUAUGCAUGCCUCAUAUAUUAUGGUCUAACAAAUCUGGAACGUAUGUCCCAAAGGAGCUGUUUCCUGGAGUUGGAAUAAUUCUUGCCUUGGAUCAAAUAUUACUGGCUUAGACCAAGACGUACCAUUCAGAGUAACCAUGAAUGGGAGAAUUCCUGUUGUGAAGUAACUCGGCCUUCCAAGAAAAUACUCUCACAGAUGUUUGAAACUGAAAAGCUAUUCUGCCAUCAGUAUAACUGAUGUCCAUCAGCUGGAAAAAAAAGUUUUCAGAAAGUGAUUACAAAUAUAUAGUUUCUCUGUGCAUUUAUUGUUAUGGAUGUAGUGUGGACUCUGCUAUGCUUUAAUAGUAAGAAUGUUUUUUAUAACUAUAUCUUUGUCACUAUGGUCCUUGGUGUGAAUGAGACAUUAAAAGGCAACUCCACCCUUUACACCCUCAUGCCUCCCAUAUGUACAGUAUGUACUUUGUACUAUAGUAUGUACUGUAAUGUAUGUGCUUAUUCAUCAGAUGCACACAAAGAUGGAUUUUCAGGGGGGAAAAUCUCUCUGCCUAUAAUGCAAGUGCACAGUAGGCUUCUUCCAUAGAUGAUGCUUCCCAAAACUACAACGUGAUAAACUUUUUAAAUUUUUUUUUACUUAACUGUAAUAUGCUUUUUUUCCAAUUUAAAGUCAGAAAUUUCAAUGAUGAAUGUUAUAACAACAUGCAAAAACAAACAUCACUGGUUCUCACGUCAAACAUGCAUGUUUAAACUACCGUUUUCCAUAAAUGCAAUGGAAGAGAAUAAAAUGCUUUUUGUGCAAAUUCACUUCGCAGUGAGAAGAUAA
This is a messenger RNA of Carassius carassius (crucian carp), 3522 nucleotides long. RefSeq names its product GC-rich sequence DNA-binding factor 2 (gene gcfc2). Gene Ontology annotation, molecular function: DNA binding. The record is from RefSeq and is a predicted model, not a curated record. Lineage: Eukaryota; Metazoa; Chordata; Actinopteri; Cypriniformes; Cyprinidae. The transcript is spliced from 18 exons. Gene Ontology annotation, cellular component: nucleus. Bases 75 to 2474 code for a protein of 799 amino acids. Gene Ontology annotation, biological process: mRNA splicing, via spliceosome.